GCAGGGAAGGAGUUGGAGCGAUGCCAGCAGCAGGCGAACGAGGUGACGGAAAUCAUGCUCAACAACUUCGACAAGGUCCUGGAGCGAGACGGGAAGCUGUCGGAGCUGGAGCAGCGAUCAGACCAACUCCUGGACAUGAGCUCUGCCUUCAGCAAGACAACCAAGACUCUGGCCCAGAAGAAGCGCUGGGAGAACAAACGUUGGCGGAUCUACCUGGGGCUGGUGGUGGCCGCCCUUCUCCUCAUCCUCCUGAUUGUGCUGCUGGUCGUCUUUCUCCCACAGAACAGCGGGGACAGUGGGGUCCCAAAGGGAUAGGCCCAGUGUUCACAAUGGCCAGUUCUGUUCUCCAGAGAACCCUGGCACUUGCUCUCGAUGGGGCCACCCCAGUGAACACUGAAGGGCAGCUGCAUCCCCGUCGCGCACAGACUGGCCCUCGGGGGAGGCCUGCUGACCGGCCACGCCUGGCCAGCCCCACCUGGAGCUCAGUAAAAGCUGCCAUUUGGUUAAAAGCUCA
Chinchilla lanigera (long-tailed chinchilla) is the source of this 514-nucleotide messenger RNA. RefSeq names its product vesicle-associated membrane protein 5 (gene Vamp5). Gene Ontology annotation, biological process: Golgi to plasma membrane protein transport. The record is from RefSeq and is a predicted model, not a curated record. Gene Ontology annotation, cellular component: plasma membrane. Lineage: Eukaryota; Metazoa; Chordata; Mammalia; Rodentia; Chinchillidae.